ACAGUACAUAAUCAGAUGAGUCCUUUCUUAUCCCUCUCAGUUCGACAGAUCAAAUAGUUACAAUUUCGAGAAGCCGAACAAAGGCGUCUCAGAUUGUUAAGUUAAACCAUGAGAAUCUUGUUAUCCAAAAGGGCAAUCAGAACCUUGACCCCACGUUUUCAAAGACUCUGGUCAACCCACUCUUCCUUCUCAACCUCAGGUUCCGGCGGAUUUUCCGACGAUCCCAAGCCGGAAUCAUGGAAGACGAUGGAGGGCCUUCUCCGAUCCCCCGCCAAUUUCUCUCCUUUAUCUCCGAUCACGUUCUUGGAAAGAUCCGCCAAAGCUUACAGAGACCGAACCAGUGUUGUGUUUGGUUCCGUCGAGCACACUUGGCUCAAAACUUACCACCGUUGUCUCCGUCUUGCAUCUGCGCUUACUCACCUAGGAAUCUCUCCCGGCGACGUGGUUGCAGUUUUGGCGCCGAAUGUUCCAGCGAUGCACGAGCUUCACUUCGCUGUUCCGAUGGCUGAUUUGAUUCUCUGUCCGCUCAACACUCGACUCGAUACUUCUACGUUGUCUGUUUUGCUCCAACACUCUGAGGCGAAGAUCCUCUUCGUUGAUCACCACUUACUCGAGGUUGCUCAUGGAGCUCUUGCUAAAUCAGACAGAACAAGAAAAACACCAAAGCUUGUCUUGAUCUCUCAGUCUAAUGACGAUGACGACGAGGAUAGAUCAUCGAGCUUUGAUUCUAACUACUCUUUCGAUUACCAUUACGAAGAUCUGGUUAAAUCCGGAGACAGCGAGUUCGAGGUGAUCAAACCGAGAAACGAAUGGGAUCCGAUCAGUAUAAACUACACUUCGGGGACAACCUCUAGACCUAAAGGUGUAGUGUGGUCUCACAGAGGAGCUUAUCUCAACUCUCUCGCUACGGUUUUUCUUCACCAGAUGUCUGUCUCUCCUGUCUACUUAUGGACGGUACCGAUGUUUCACUGCAACGGGUGGUGUCUCAUUUGGGGAGUAGCGGCUCAAGGCGGUACAAAUAUCUGCCUUAGAAAAGUCUCUCCUAAGCUGAUCUUUAAGAGCAUUGCCACACACAAAGUUACACACAUGGGAGGAGCCCCAACGGUGCUGAACAUGAUUGUCAGCUCUCCUGCGGGGGAGCGUAAACCGCUCCCUCACAGGGUCGAGAUCAUGACCGGCGGAUCCCCUCCUAUGCCAAAGAUAUUGGCUAAGAUGGAAGAGUUGGGAUUCAAUGUGUCUCAUCUUUACGGCUUGACGGAGACAUACGGUCCAGGGACACACUGCGUGUGGAAGCCUGAAUGGGAUUCGCUUUCGUUGGAAGAGAGAGCUAAGUUAAAGUCUAGACAAGGAGUGCAGCAUUUGGGUUUAGAAGGGCUCGAAGUGAAAGAUCCGGUGACAAUGGAGACUGUACCUAGUGAUGGUGUCACCAUGGGUGAGGUAAUGUUUCGAGGAAACACAGUGAUGAGUGGAUACUUCAAGGACUUAGAGGCAACGCGAAAAGCUUUCGAGGGAGGUUGGUUCCACAGUGGUGACCUCGCUGUUAAGCAUCCGGACGGGUACAUAGAGGUAAAAGAUCGGUUAAAAGAUGUGAUCAUAUCCGGAGGAGAAAACAUAAGCACGGUGGAAGUCGAGAGAGUUUUGUGUAGUCACAAGGCUGUUUUUGAAGCUGCUAUUGUGGCGCGUCCGGAUAAUCACUGGGGACAGACUCCUUGCGGGUUCGUUAAGCUUAAAGAGGGGUUUGAUUGUGUUAAACCCGAGGAGAUUAUUGAGUUUUGUAGAGAUCAUUUGCCUCAUUACAUGGCUCCAAAGACUAUUGUGUUCGGGGACUUACCUAAAACAUCAACAGGGAAAGUACAGAAGUAUCUACUUAGGAAGAGAGCUGAUGAAAUGGGAAGCUUGUAAUGUACGUCAUAAAAAAAACAUAAAAGCUUUGUUUCAUCUCUGGUAUA
Brassica oleracea var. oleracea is the source of this 1949-nucleotide messenger RNA. Its product is annotated as probable acyl-activating enzyme 2. NCBI's taxonomy places the organism in Eukaryota, Viridiplantae, Streptophyta, Magnoliopsida, Brassicales, Brassicaceae. The transcript has 2 exons. The coding region runs from base 109 to 1902 and encodes 597 amino acids. The record is from RefSeq and is a predicted model, not a curated record.